Aspergillus pseudoviridinutans is the source of this 1791-nucleotide messenger RNA. RefSeq lists its product as uncharacterized. The transcript is spliced from 8 exons. The record is from RefSeq and is a predicted model, not a curated record. Lineage: Eukaryota; Fungi; Ascomycota; Eurotiomycetes; Eurotiales; Aspergillaceae. Gene Ontology annotation, molecular function: transmembrane transporter activity. Gene Ontology annotation, biological process: transmembrane transport. Bases 1 to 1791 code for a protein of 596 amino acids.
AUGGCUUUAGGGUCCAAUGUGCCGAACGAGACGAUAGCAUUAUCAUCCAGUGAGGAGACUUCAAAUGGGAUGACCACAGGGGCAUGCACCUCUGGGAGUCACGACUCGUCCCCUGAUGUCGAGAAGGGCACGCAAUGUGACCCCAAUGGAUCGGAUGAGGAGUUGAAGGAUGUCCGAACCAUCACCGGUUUUCGUUGGUUCCUAUUCAUAUCCAGCACACUCACCGCUAUUUUUGUUUAUGCCCUCGACAACACCAUCGUAGCAAACAUCGUUCCCGCUAUCGUGAACAAAUUCGACACUGUUUCAGACUUACCAUGGCUCUCGGUCGGAUUCAUGAUCGGGGGUAUGGCGAUGGUGCUGCCGCUAGGCAGGCUGUAUGCCCUCUUUGACGCCAAGUGGAUUUAUAUUAGCUCGACUAUCGUCUUCAUGGCUGCAUCUGCCCUGUGCGGCGCCGCGCCAAAUAUGACGGCGGAGAUUGUAGGACGUGUAUUUGCCGGUGCAGGUGGAAAUGGCAUGUACUUCGGCCUGCUGACGAUCAUUUCGAUGAAUACAACAAACCGCGAGAGACCCGGCUACCUUAGCCUGACUGGCCUCGUUUGGGGCGUAGGGACCGUCUUGGGUCCAGUCAUUGGGGGCGGCUUCGAACUAUACACUUGGCGCUGGGCCUUCUACAUCAACCUACUUUUUGGUGCUAUCCUUCUCCCAAUCUAUGUGUUCAUCCUCCCGUCCAACAAUCCGGCCCCUGGUAUGACGAAGUGGCAGAGGUUGGCCACACUUGACUGCGUCGGGGCCGUUCUCAGCGUGGGAGCCUGUAUCACUCUAGUGAUGGGCAUCAACUUCGGAGGAACCCUCUACCCAUGGAGCAGCGGCCAGAUCAUCGCACUAUUUGUAGUGACCGGUUCGCUAUGGAUUAUUUUUGUUCUCCAGCAAGCUUUCACCGUAUUCACUACGAAGGAAACGCGCAUGCUGCCGAUCCACCUGUAUCUGCAGAAGGAGCCCCUGUUGCUCUUCGUGGCAUGCACCGCCGUGGGUGCCGUAUCCUACACAAGCGUGUACUACAUCCCCAUCUACUUUCAAUUCACGCGUGGGGAUACGGCAAUGGACGCGGCCGUCCGGCAGUUGCCUUUUAUCUUUUUCCUCAUCACUGCCAUCCCGGCUAGCGGGUUGUAUAUGUCGCGGGUUGGAUAUUACAAGCCGUGCUACCUGGGAGGUAGCAUUGUGGCCAUGGUUGCGGCAGUUUUAAUGGCGACGAUUGUGCACGUCGACACAUCGCCCUCCAUUCUGUAUGGUCUGGAGAUCGUCCUUGGCUUGGGCGCCGGCGCAUACACGCAAGCCUCUUUCGCCGUUAUCCAGGCCGUCGUACCCCCAUCAGAAGCGGCCAAUGGACUAUCCCUGAUGCUUUUAGCACAACUCGGCGGCCUCACCCUCGGCCUCUCCGUUGGCGGUGCCGUCUUCGUCAACGUCGCUUCGAAGAAUCUGUACCGUAUCCUUCCGAACACACCACGAGACCAAGUGCAGCAGAUGGUAUCUGGAACAAGCGGGCACCUGCUCAAAUCAUUGUCGUCCGACAUGCGCCGUAAGGUGUUGGAAGUGAUUGUAUCCGCAUGGAACGACGUGUACUUAUCCACACCCUCUUUCCCCGUGAUCCUGAAUUAUCGGCUUAUGGCUCAUACAGGUUCACGUGUAUCUACGUUGGGGCUGCAGUUAGUCUUCUGUGUGCUGUAUUUUUAUCGUACAAAAGGGCCAAUGUGUCAGCCUCGACCAGCGGAGCUUGAAGGCCUACGAGGAUAA